Molecule: messenger RNA, 1011 nt
Organism: Penicillium daleae
Lineage: Eukaryota; Fungi; Ascomycota; Eurotiomycetes; Eurotiales; Aspergillaceae
Exons: 3
Coding region: 1-1011 (336 amino acids)
Biological process (GO): isoprenoid biosynthetic process
Molecular function (GO): prenyltransferase activity
Source: RefSeq, a predicted model, not a curated record
AUGAGCCUUUUCGUAACCCUACCAGAACUCUUCCAUCAUGGCGCUGGAAUCCUUUUGGGCAUGGGUGUAGCAAGCAGUGUUCUUUACUUUAUUGUUGAUCGUAUUCCCAUUCCUCGGCGGUUGAAUAAAAAGGCUCAACUGAUCGGACAAACGAACCCGGAGAAAAUAACUGGGCUCGAAUGUCCUUACGAAUACCUUCGAGGAGUUUAUGGCAAGUACCACUGGGCACAAUUUGUUCACAAGCUAUCUCCGAAGCUUCGAAAUGACGACCAUUCCAAGUACAUCAUGGUGUUGGAAAUCAUGGACGCCAUUCAUCUUUGCUUGAUGCUAGUGGACGACAUCUCGGAUGGAAGCGAUUAUCGCAAAGGAAAACCUGCUGCACAUAAAAUCUACGGCCCCAUGGAGACGGCAAAUCGGGCAUACUACAAAGUCACCCAGAUCCUUAACCAGACGAUCAAAGAAUUUCCCACUCUCGCACCAUGGUUGAUGAAAGAUCUUCGGGAUAUUCUCGAAGGGCAGGACAUGUCACUUGUUUGGCGCAGAGAUGGGAUCAGUGGCUUUCCCAUCACUGCUAAAGAUAGAGUUGCGGCAUAUCGACGAAUGGCCUCUCUCAAGACAGGUUCUUUAUUCCGCUUACUGGGUCACCUUGUCCUCGAGAAUGAAUCCAUGGAUCAGACUUUCACUGCGGUUGCUUGGUACUCGCAGCUGCAAAACGACUGCAAGAAUGUAUAUUCUUCGGAGUAUGCCAAGCUGAAGGGCCUUGUUGCCAAGGACUUGCACAACCGCGAGAUGACAUUUCCUAUUGUGCUGGCAUUGGAUGCACCAGCGGGGCAUUGGGUCACAAAGGCCCUCGAGUUUCCGUCGCCUCAUAACAUUCGCAACGCCUUGAAAGUAAUUAGGAGCGAGGAUGUGCGCAACAUGUGCAUGGCUGAGCUAGCAGAGUCUGGUGACUCUGUUAAAGAGUGGUUGGAAUUGUGGAGCAGGACAGAAAAACUUGAUUUAAAGGCCUGA